Messenger RNA from Hyla sarda, 7352 nucleotides. It is a transcript of the gene SPATA13, whose product is annotated as spermatogenesis associated 13. Bases 578 to 4357 code for a protein of 1259 amino acids. Gene Ontology annotation, molecular function: guanyl-nucleotide exchange factor activity; protein binding. The record is from RefSeq and is a predicted model, not a curated record. Lineage: Eukaryota; Metazoa; Chordata; Amphibia; Anura; Hylidae. The transcript is spliced from 13 exons.
UUCCCUCCUUCCUUCCAUUCAAUGCAAGCCAUCAAGCUCUUGUCUGCUUCCCCACAGCAUGACACUUUAGUCAUAGUCUGCACCAGGGACAGGGCUUGUGUGGGAAGAAUUGGGAACAAGCCUGCCCCUUCUAUCAGCUUCUCCUCCCCCCAAGCCUUCCCCUCCUCCCUGUGCACUCUCUAUGCUGCUAGUUGCACAAUCCUAGUCUGGUUCUCAGCUGCAACCUGCACAUCACACAGCUCCCCUGGACUUUACUUGGGCAGCCAUGGACCCCUUUAAGUCUACAUAUCCAUAAGGGAUAUAUAUCUAUUGCUACAGAUGUCAAGUCCUGGAGAGAAAUGCAAGACAGAGGAGCUGCAGUCUCUGGCAGAGACCACCAGACAGACUGUCUCUAGGCACCUUGCAUCAAUGUAACAGGGCGAGUGGAGGACUGCCGUUGGGAACCUCCAUGCAGACAAUAGACGAGGGAAGGCAAGACACAAAAGACUUUCAGCAGAUGACACUUUGCAUCUCCAGACCGGCUAAUGUUGAAACGUUGUGGCCGAGCACCAUAGAUUGAAAUUAUCCUGGUGCUCACAUGGUGGAGAGUAUGACGUCACCCUCCAAGGGCUGUGGGAACAGUCAAAUAGUAACCUCUCAAGGUAUAGACAAAAGUGUCUCAAGAACUCUCUCAGAUGGCAGCUGUCACAAUGGGACUUGCCGCAAUAAAGAGGACUCCCAGGACGAUCAGGGCUCCUUCAAGUCAUCCAACUUCUUCACUAGCCCAAAACAACGGCUGAGUCCUAAUAAUGAAAGGCCCCGAUCCAUGAUCGGUGUGGGAAACUCCUCAACCUGGAAUGCAUUGUCCUCCCUGAGGAAGAUGGGCUCUUUCAAAAAGCUCAAGUCAUCCGUUCUGCAAGGGAUUCAAGCGAAAGAAAAUUCCAUCAUCCUAAGUGAACGUAGAAGCGAUGUGCACAAGUGCUUGUCUUCCGAGUGUUUGAGUGCUCAGACUUUUUGUAGGUUACCCAUUUCGAAAUCUUCGCCUGACCAUUGUAAUUCAGUGGAUGGCCUCCAGUCGGAUGGAUCCGAUAUAGAGGAGCCCGAUAACUCCUUCUUGAGAAGCACCCAUAGAUCCCGCAGCAUCAGGCGUGCCUAUGGAGCUGGCCGAAUCAACUUAUUGGACAGUGACAAAAUGCGUGUGGCCCAUAGUCCCCUAAGCUUGUCUCCUGCUGGAAAGGAACAACACGUGUGCGAAAUCAUAGUGAAGGACUUGGAAAGCAACAAAGUCGUCUACAGACGAAGCAAAAGCACAGACAACCUCAACUUUCUCAAGAAAAGCUCCUUCAAAAGGAAAUCUACCUCAAAUCUGACCGAUGUCAAAUCCAACAGCGAAAAGGAGAUCCUACAGAAAAGUACCCUCAGCACCUCUGCGGACACCGAUAACCUUGGGGGAACUCCUGAAAGAAGGUCAAAGCGAUGGAGGAGUCCUAUCAGGGCAAAGGACUUUGACAGAGUAUUAAAGAUAAUGAGCAAUGUUACAGAUGGACAUUGGAAAAAAGAUGGAGGCAAGCGCCGCUCCCCGACUCCUGAAGACUACCACCAGGGUAGACCAAAUAGUCGCCUGCACGAUGACUAUUCCAGGAGAGUUUCCAGCAACGUUGACUCCGAAAGGAAGAAGUCUAUCCCUAAUCCAUAUUCCCCAACUUUUGAUACUAAAUUGGCACAUAAUUCCACCAGAACCCAGAUGACCAAUCUUGAAACGCACGCGCUGCCUACCAGUCUGACCAUGUCCUCUUCCGGAGGCCUUUCGGACACGUGUAGUCCGUCUCCUACUUGCAGUAGCCUGAGCCAGUUGGCCAGUGAUGUAUUUUAUUCUGACUCUGAGGAUCCCAAAUCGAUCCCCCAUUCCGCUUCAGAUUUAGGAUUUCCUGGGACACCCAUGAGACCCACCGCCCCCAAGCCGCAGAGCCCCAGUACUUCUAUCAUUUGUACUAACCGCAACAGCACUUUAUCAUUGAGCUCUAUGGAGAGUGACGAAAAGGCAGAAUUAUGUGCCGUAAAGGUGGAGAGAAGCCCCCACUCCUUUAAGGAUACCAUUAAGCUUACUUAUUACGACGAUGGCAACGAGGAUAGUGGGGUCAGCAGCCACUCUCAGUUGAGUCUCAAUGUGGUCAAUGAAGAAAAACAUGAGGAGGUUGCGCCUGAAGAUUCUUGGACAAAAUCACCAUCUCAAGAUGAAGAAAAGGCAGAAUCUCAAAAAAUAUCAUCUCAGAAAUGGGUCACUGGAAAAAGCCGAUGCAGGCCGAGACCCCUUUCGGACUAUGGUCAGAUGGCCAUACGCAGUUUCUCCAUCCCAGAAGACUCUGUUCCUAUGGAUUGCCAGAAUGCUGAUGGUGGGAACUGCACGUUUCACUCACGUUCUGUUAGUGAGGGAACUAAAGAUCGCAAACCUGGCGUGGAGUUCCAAGGGAACUAUAAAAGAAGACCCAUCUCUGUAAUAGGUGGGGUCAACCUUUAUGGAGCAAGUGAGGAUGAAGAGAAUUCUGAUAUGCUUCAAAAACCGAUCCCUCGUCCUCCUGUUCCAUCACACAAAGUGCCUCCGUACAAGGCUGUCUCUGCUCGCCUACGGCCCUUUACCUUCUCACAAAGCACACCGAUCGGCCUUGACAGAGUUGGACGCAAGCAGACUGUACGGAUUUCUAACAUCUCUACUGAUGGAGGAGCAGAGUCUACGACAUUGGUUGAUGAUAAUGGCAGUGAGGAGGAGUACAGCUUUGAUGACCGCUACCAGGCCAAUCCAAGAUAUCUUCAGCCAGGAGGAGAGCAGUUGGCCAUCAAUGAGUUAAUAAGUGAUGGUAGCACAGUGUAUGCAGAAGCAUUGUGGGAUCAUGUUACCAUGGAUGAUCAAGAGUUGGCCUUCAAAGCAGGAGAUGUCAUACGAGUCCUUGAAGCUUCAAAUAAGGAUUGGUGGUGGGGUCGAAUUGGAGAUGCCGAAGCCUGGUUUCCAGCAAGUUUUGUCAGGUUGCGAGUGAAUCAAGAAGAUACUGAAAACUCUGGUAGCCUUCAAGAUGAAGAUCAUGACCCUUAUAUUGCGAAAUUCCGGCACAAGAGCCCCGAAAACAAGGAUCAGAUGCGAACAAAUGUAAUUCAAGAAAUAAUGAACACAGAGCGGGUCUACAUCAAACAUUUGAAGGACAUCUGUGAGGGCUACAUCAAGCAAUGUCGAAAGCACACAGGCAUGUUCACUGAAGCACAGCUCAAAACCAUCUUUGGAAAUAUUGAAGAGGUCUAUAAGUUCCAGAAAACAUUCUACAAAAAUUUGGAGAAGCAGUACAACAAAGAAGAACCUCAUCUGAGCGAAAUCGGGGGCUGCUUUCUUGAAAAUCACGAUGGAUUUUCAAUCUACUCCGAGUACUGUAACAACCACCCCAACGCCUGCCUGGAGCUUUCCAACCUGAUGAAGCACAGCAGAUAUCGGCAUUUCUUUGAGGCCUGCCGGCUGCUGCAGCAGAUGAUCGAUAUCGCCAUUGAUGGCUUCCUACUGACUCCGGUCCAGAAGAUCUGCAAGUAUCCUCUGCAACUAGCAGAACUUCUCAAAUACACCACCCAGGACCACAGGGAUUACAACAAAAUAAAAGAAGCUUAUGAAGCCAUGAAAAACGUCGCCUGUUUAAUAAAUGAGCGGAAAAGGCGUCUGGAAAGCAUCGACAAGAUCGCCUGCUGGCAGGUCUCCAUCGUGGGGUGGGAGGGGCAAGACAUGUUAGCCAGGAGUUCUGAAUUGAUCCAUUCGGGGGAACUAACAAAGCUCUUCAAACAAGGCAAAAGCCAACAAAGGACUUUCUUCCUCUUCGACCACCAGCUGGUCUUCUGUAAGAAGGACUUGUUGCGUAGGGACAUUUUGUAUUAUAAAGGCAGGAUAGACAUGGAUGAGAUGGAAUUUACUGACAUAGAGGACGGAAAGGACAGAGACUUCAACCUUAACAUUAAGAACGCCUUUAAAAUGGUGAAUAGGCAGACGGGUGAAGUGCAUUUAUUUUGUGCCAAAAAGCCGGAGGACAAGCAGAGAUGGCUCCAAGCGUUCUUAGACGAAAGAAAGCGAGUCCAGGAAGACAUAGCUAUGGGAAUGGAAAUCUCAGAAGACCAAAAGAAACAAGCCAUGAACAAUGCAAAGAAGUCAAGGCAGGGGAAGAUGAAAGGUGUCACCUACAAUGGAAUCCCCGUAGUCCCUCCUCAUCAGAACCUGCACCCGAUCCACCAGCGUCACAUCACGGUGCCCACCAGCAUUCCACAACAGCAGGUGUUCUCCCUCGCGGAGCCCAAGAGAAAGACCUCUCCGUUCUGGAACACAAUCACUAAGCUCACACCCUUCAAGAAAUGAGGGACCCCCGACAUGAAGGAGAACUACUGUAUUUACGUGAAGGACACUUACAGUAUUUCCAGAUUCAAAAACUUUACGGUCACUUGUGUUUCUAAGCAACUCAACUAGAGUUUUUGUUUUUUUUCCGAGAGGGUGGAAACAACAACAAAAAAAAGAAAAAAAAAAACUCAAAAAUGUGAAAUUGGUGAUCUGGUACUGUGGGGGUAUCGGCAUACAAGUACUUGCUGUUGAUGAAUAUUUUAUUUAUUUUGAUUUUAUGGAACAUUUUUAUUUUUUAAAUAUGUAAAUACAGAAUUUUUUGUUAUAGUGCGAUGUUGAGUCUGCCAAAAAACAUGGGGACAUUGGGAUGAGUGUUUUAGAUGGUAGUGCUGACUGGUGGCCAUUUUUCUCCUCUUUGUGGAAGUGAUGUUAAUGAAGGAUCUGAGACAACUGUGAGCUCGGACUAUAGCGCCCCCCAUAGGGCAGUAAAGCUGGAGUACAACUUUUUGGAGUGAUGGCUGCAGUCCACAGGAGCGCGCCAAAUAGUAGGCAACCAAAAUAUUCCAAUAGUUAAAGGGGUUUUCCAGGAAAAAAAUUUUUUUAUAUAUCAACUGGCUCCAGAAAGUUAAACAGAUUUGUAAAUUACUUCUAUUAAAAAAUUCUUAAUCCUUUCAGUACUUAUGAGCUUCUGAAGUUGAGUUGUUCUUUUCUGUCUAAGUGCUCUCUGAUGACACCUGUCUCGGGAACCGCCCAUUUUAGAAGCAAAUCCCCAUAGCAUAGCUCUUUUACUCUGUGCAGUUCCAGAGACAGACAGAGAUGUCAGCAGAGAGCACUGUUGCCAGACAGAAAACAACAACUCAACUCAAAAAAUGUUUUUCCUUGUAUACCCCUUUAAAUUUUAAAGUGUCACUUUGAAAAGGUUUCAUUGAGCUCAAGCCUCAUUAAAUGUGUAUGGGUUGGGGCAUUUGAUACAUUUUUUGAGUUUUAAACAUUUCAAAAAUUCCAGGUUACUCUUUAAAGUUGUUGCAUUGCUUUAUAAUGUUAUCUAAAAUGCAAAGGGUCAUACAUGGGUUAGUGUCUCAACGCCAACAGGGAAUAUGCUGACCUUUCCAUCCCCUUCUCCAGUGUUUUCCAACCAGGGUACUUCCAGCUGUUGAAAAACUACAACCCCCAGCAUGCCCGGACAGCCUUUGGCUGUCCGGGCAUGCUGGGAGUUGUAGUUUUGCAACAGCUGGAGGCACCCUGGUUGGAAAACACUGCCCUACCCCUAGCUGAUCCUUCCUUUUUCUAGUUGACUAAGUUUGGCCAAGAUUUUCCAAAUAUGUUGUAUACCAGAAUCGGAAGAUUCCGGGAGAUAUUGACAAGUUAGAUAUAGAAUAUACGGUAUAUAUUAAAGGAGAUCUCCGGCGAAAAAUAACCUAUCCCCUAUCGGCAGGAUAGGGGAUAAGUAGCUGAUUGCGGGGGGUCCGACCGCUGGUGCCCCCCGGGACGGGACUCUGCACUCAUUCCUAUGGGUGCGCCGAAAAGACCGCUCGCAUAGAAAUGAAUGGAGCGCGUGCCGUCUACCGGUAGAUGACAUGCGCUCUUCACUGAGAGCACCGGGGUCCCGUCCCAGUGAUCAUGGGGGGCCCCAGCGAUUGGACCCCCCACGAUCAGCUACUUAUCUUCUAUCCUGUGGAUAGAGGGAAAAAUGAAUUUUGUCCGGAGUACUCCUUUAAGGUUCUAUUAAGAUAGGACGAACUCAAAGCGAGAGGUGGUGGGUAAUGAUCUCUUAGCAAAAUUCAGCUUAUGCUUACAGUUUUGGCCAACGGCUAUCGCUUCCUAUUCCCCCCCCCCCCCCCAUAUACAUGCACGUUCUUGUCAACUGAGUGUGCAUAUAUUAUGAAAUCAAAUCCUUUUCUCCCCAACCUCAUCUGUCAGAGAAAGAGUCAAGAGGCCUAAAUACAGAUUAAGGGUGUAUUCACACGUACAGUAUCCUGCGCAUUUAUUCAGUCCACUAGUUUACUCUGAAAUCUGCAGCCAAAAAACUGCAGCUUCAAAUCCUGCGCAUCAAAUAUGCCCAGGAUACUGUACGUGUAAACACACCCUAAAUGAUCAGCCCGUCCCACUGGAAUGGGCCGGUUCAGCUGACGAUAAUCUAUUGUGUAUGGCUGCAAAGCAAGGAUUGGACCGGUUGGGUUUCAACAUAUUAGAUUCUUAUACAAGAUAACCUACUGCCAUAAUGGUGCUAAACAUGCAUGCUCAGCUGAGCUGAACGUGCAUGUUAAUGGUGAGUUGGGAUAAAUAGUUGUAAAGUACUAUAUAACCCUAUACUGCAGUGUUUCCCGACCAGGGUGCCUCCAGCUAUUGUAAAACUACAACUCCCAGCAUGCCCAGACAACCUUCAGCUGUCUGAGCAUGCUGGGAGAUGUAGUUUUGCAACAGCUGGAGGCUCCCUGGUUGGAAAACAGAAUAGGAAAUAUUGAUUAGGAAUUACCAUAUACUUUAACAAAUGAUCUUCCUCGAAGAAGAAGAAAAAAAAUGGCUACCUUGGUAGAAUUACUGUACAUCUCUAAAUUCCAAAUUUUUUCGGCGAGUGUAUCACCGGUCACUAGACUUUGUUAUUUAUUUUGUAUAGCUUAACCGUACAGUUUUCUUAUUCUGUUGUGUCUAUUUUUCAUAAUGAAAAAAAACGUCCCCAAACCCCCCACCUCCCACCCCAAACCAGUAACUCGAGGAGGAGCAUUUACGGAUUCGCAGGAGAAGCACCUUUUAUUGGGUUCCGGGAUUUCGUUCACGUGUGUUAGCACUGGAAUGUGUUAUUUUCAGUUCAGUGUUAAUAUAAAAAAAAAAAAACGAACCAAUUUUUAACUUGUUUGUAAUGAAAUGUAUUUUUUUUGUUUUGUGACUCUUUCAUGAUGGACUUUUAUUUUACUGUUACAUUUCGCUGGACUUUUGAUGAAGUUCUGGUUGGAAUAUUUCUUAAAUAUGUGUAAAAAAAAAAAAAUGGCUUGUUAUUUUAGCAAGCGACCUGCAA